Molecule: messenger RNA, 1638 nt
Organism: Megalopta genalis
Lineage: Eukaryota; Metazoa; Arthropoda; Insecta; Hymenoptera; Halictidae
Product: F-box only protein 22
Biological process (GO): protein polyubiquitination; positive regulation of proteasomal ubiquitin-dependent protein catabolic process
Molecular function (GO): protein binding
Source: RefSeq, a predicted model, not a curated record
UCUAGCUUCCCGAUACUGUAAUCUUUCAUUAUCGUUAUCGUCAUCGUUAGCCUGGAAACGAAACCGCAAUAAUUAUAAUUAAAGCCCAAAUCUAGGAAAGGAGAAAAUCAGUCCGAAUAGCGACGGUCUGUUUACGAUGCUUAUCCGUGACACAAGCAAUCCGUGGUGACGCGCAAUCACUACGGCAACUAUUCGAGUCGGUUCAUGUAAUAAAUUGUAUGUAUAUCGUUCAAAAAUUGUGGCGGACAAUUGUCAAAUUUGAACGACCGGAUAAAUGGAGGAAUCACCGAAGAAGAGGCCACGAGGGGAUGGCAUUGAUAUAACGGACGCCGCGGACAGCGGGAAAGUCGACAAGAAACAAACUAAUGUACCCUUAACCUACGAUAUUUUAAGAUUAGUUUUUAAAGAGCUGAACGGAAUGGAAUUGUCGAGGGCCUCGAUGGUUUGCAGAUCCUGGCUAGAGGCAGCAAAUGACGAAAGACGAACUAGAGGCCCUACCUACUUCAUGCAAAACUGCAAAAACCUUUUAGUCAAUGAGAAAUGGAGCAUGGAACGUAUUAAAACGCAAUGCAUUAAAGAAUUGCAGAUUAAACCUGCACUAGGAUUAUUUUUCACAGCACGUUCCGUACCAUUCACUCAACGAGAUUGUCACUGUAAAGUCCUACCUCCAAAUUGUAAUACAGUGACAUUGGGGACCCAUGGGGUUGUCUUCAAUGACACAGAGAUUGAAGCAAAUGUGGACAAUGUUGUAUGCACAUUUCUGCCCGAGAUACCAGGUGUAACAAUUCAAACAUUUGUAAUUGGUGACAAUUCCACAACAAAACAAGAUGUAUCUGUGUCUCUUAUCAAUUACAUUGAAAAGAUCAGAGAAGCUCUGGAUAAACCACAAAAAACCCAAUUUUCAUACGUGAACUCUAAAUGUUUACUGUUGUUCUGUGACUUGAGAGGUCGUGAAUUUGCAAUAAAAUUAUCCGAUUCCUUAAGGAAAAGAUACUAUGGAAGCAACAUCUCUGUAUGGGGAGGAACAGCAAAAAACUUGUUAGUUUGUAAUGCAAAAGAUAGUGAAAACGAUAGAUGCGGAGAAUUUGCAUUCUGUGUCGGUAUUACUUUAACUGGAGCGAUAAAUACUUGGUCAUUACUCGUUAAUUCGAAAUUCGAGAAUACGGUGCGACAAAGGGUUAAAAUGUGGAGGCAUCGCGUUCGCUUACAAAAGCAUUCCAUAGGACUAAUGUUCGCAUGUUUUGCACGUGGGAAAUACUUGUACCACAAGGACAAAGUAGAGUCAACUAUCUUCAAGGAAAUUUUUCCGGAGGUGCCGCUAGUGGGGUGUUUUGGCGACGGAGAAUUUGGCAUCGCCUCAUCACUCAGAGGUGACUUCAUAAAUGAGGAAUGGUUCAACGUGAGGUCCACGGUGUUUUUAAUAAUCACAUAUGGAGGAAAUUCACAUCUGCUACCCCGUCUUUUACGAACACGUUCGUAGAGAACGAACGUUAGAAUAAAGUCAUUUAACUCGUAUGUACACGAGAAGGUACAUUGCAUCGCUAGGAAGAAAUAAGUCAACAAUCCCAACGUGAAUCGCUAAAAAAAGAAGUGUGUUGUAUAACAAUGUGUGAUAAUAUAUUCUAUGUUCAUAUAAAA